AAUUCUACUAGUUGCCGAUAAAAGGAAAUCCGUGGUUCUGCUUCGGACUCGAUUUCAAAAUUAAACGCUCGACGACCAUGCACAAAAUCUCACGUAGAUCGAGAUAACCGUUAUGUAAAUUCAUUCGGACGUUGGGUAUUCCGGAAUCAGUAAGCAGAAGGAAGUUUGGAGAAGUGUCGGGCCGAGAAAUUAUCGUACGGAAAGGAUCGCGAAGCUCUGACUGAUUAACGUAGUAAGACUACGUUUAGAAGGCAGCCAUCUUGCAAUCCCUAAUCAAAGAUCUUCGGCUAGCGGGUAUCGUUCUUCUCUCUCUCUGGUUUUUCGGCCAGUUAAUAUCAACACACAGUUCAUCAAAUGGCUUUAAAACGAAUUAAUAAGGAACUUCAGGACCUUGGAAGAGAUCCACCCGCUCAAUGUUCUGCAGGCCCUGUUGGAGAUGAUUUAUUCCACUGGCAAGCAACGAUUAUGGGACCACCUGACAGUCCGUAUCAAGGCGGUGUAUUUUUCCUAACAAUUCACUUUCCCACAGACUACCCGUUUAAACCACCUAAGGUUGCUUUCACGACUAGAAUCUAUCAUCCUAAUAUCAACAGUAAUGGAAGUAUUUGUUUGGAUAUAUUAAGAUCGCAGUGGUCACCAGCACUUACUAUAUCGAAGGUCUUACUUUCAAUAUGUUCUUUGCUCUGCGAUCCAAAUCCAGACGAUCCAUUAGUACCAGAGAUAGCAAGGAUAUACAAAACUGACAGGGAGAAAUACAAUGAAUUGGCACGCGAAUGGACGCGCAAGUAUGCCAUGUGAUGCGCCAAUCUCGUUUGACCUCAACACCCGAAUGCCACCAACAAGCAACCCCAGCCUAUUGCCACUUAUGCAUCAGCACAGAUUGAAAUUAGUUAUGGCUCGUCUACUUUUAAACUUAAGCCGCGACUCAGGCCCGAAGAAUUCUCUCAGGCAAGCGUCGACAAACUGUGGAGUUUCCCUUCUCGUACUGGGUGGCCCGCGAAUACUAAGACGUUGCCACAAUGGCAAUCAAGGCAAUUUUAAAGGUGGUCAUAAACACACACAUACACACAUAUAAACAUACACUAAUAACAAACGCAACACGCAACAUUAUACAUAAUUCAGAUUACAAAAAAAUGAAAAAAAGGGAAAAAAAAAUGACAAAAAAAUACAUGCAUACCUACAUACAAACAUAAAACAAACAAAUUUACCAACAAACACACAUGUCCGCUUUGAUUUUCAUAAAAUAAAUAAUAAUUACAAAAAAAAAAAAAAAC
Messenger RNA from Polistes dominula (European paper wasp), 1274 nucleotides. It is a transcript of the gene eff, whose product is annotated as ubiquitin-conjugating enzyme E2 eff. NCBI's taxonomy places the organism in Eukaryota, Metazoa, Arthropoda, Insecta, Hymenoptera, Vespidae. The record is from RefSeq and is a predicted model, not a curated record.